Jatropha curcas is the source of this 595-nucleotide messenger RNA. Its product is annotated as transcription activator-like protein. NCBI's taxonomy places the organism in Eukaryota, Viridiplantae, Streptophyta, Magnoliopsida, Malpighiales, Euphorbiaceae. The record is from RefSeq and is a predicted model, not a curated record.
AACGGAAUUGGAUGGCAAAAGCUGAGAAACAAUGGAGAAGGAUCGAGAGAAGCAGGAGAGGGAGGGGACGUUGAAUCACCCACAGCAAAUUUCACCUAUGAAACCAGUGACCCGUGAAGCCUACGGUGGUGGAAUGUAUGCUAAUGAAGCGGAACGAGAACAACCGCAAAAACAGAACAAGAAACCCGCUAGCGACACACAGAGUGCUGACGGACCGGCGGAGAAGUCCACCGCCGAACCCAAGCACAAACCGCCACCUUCUACCGGUGAUCGAGAUCUUGAUAUCACUGGUCAAUCUUACAUUCAGUGACCGAGUUCGCGUUCAUGUAUAGUGUUUUUGUGCUGGUGCUGCUUCUUCUUUGUACUGUUUCUAAUCUUUAAAACGUAGCCUAAUGUGAUUACUGGACCCUGUAUACUUAAUAUACAUAUGGAUGGUUAUUGUAUUAGGUACUGAGUUAGACUUGGAUUUGGGAUGGACCCAUUAAGCCCAAAUUGCAAAAAUAAAUGCUAGGAUUUGCUUUGUAUUGAAAUCGUGAAGAGAAUUGAAAUUUGCAAUCCAAUUGGAAUCGAGUAUGGUAGGUUUGGUUGCUGUUCA